This is a messenger RNA of Cyprinodon tularosa, 645 nucleotides long. Its product is annotated as CD209 antigen-like protein A. The transcript has 4 exons. Bases 78 to 527 code for a protein of 149 amino acids. Lineage: Eukaryota; Metazoa; Chordata; Actinopteri; Cyprinodontiformes; Cyprinodontidae. The record is from RefSeq and is a predicted model, not a curated record.
ACUUGGCAGCAGGUCUUUCUAACAUCAAUGACAAUCUUACCGACCGUCUCCAGGACAGCAACAGCAAGCUUUACUCCAUGACUGAAGAAAGAAACCUGCUGCAUGUUAACCUAACCAAAGUGAUGAAAAAGCUGAACAGAGCGAAAACAUGUCCUACAGGAUGGAAUAAGUUCAGUUGCUCCUGUUACUUCCUCUCUACAAAGAGCGGUUCAUGGGAUGAAGGAAGAAAGGAUUGCAUAACAAGAGGAGCAGAUCUGGUGGUGAUAAAUGAUAAAGACGAACAGGACUUUAUUUCCAGUUUUGCUAAUGAAGCAGCUUGGAUUGGUUUGAUCGACAAAGAAACUGAAGGUUCUUGGAAGUGGGUGGAUGGGACCUCUAUGACUCUUUCAUUCUGGGGAGACGAUCAGCCUGAUAAUUGGAAGGGUGAUGAAGACUGUGGGCAAUAUAUAAACAAAAGGUGGAACGACCUUUCCUGUGCAGCUUCUCUCAAAUGGAUCUGUGAAAAACUACCGCCAUGGAGUGCCUGAAAAAUAUCUGCUGUUAAUGUAAUCUAAACAUUAUAAUUCCCUUAAUUUAAGGUAUAGUGGAAGAUUUCUGCAAAUAUUUGAAAAGACCCAACCUUAUUACUUUAACAAAAAAUAUAUA